This is a messenger RNA of Rosa chinensis, 3097 nucleotides long. RefSeq names its product urease accessory protein F-like. Bases 810 to 2714 code for a protein of 634 amino acids. Gene Ontology annotation, biological process: signal transduction; defense response. The transcript is spliced from 7 exons. Gene Ontology annotation, molecular function: nickel cation binding. The record is from RefSeq and is a predicted model, not a curated record. NCBI's taxonomy places the organism in Eukaryota, Viridiplantae, Streptophyta, Magnoliopsida, Rosales, Rosaceae.
AUACCACCUCUCUCUUGUUGUGUAUUUGUAUCUUCCUAAGGAUGACACAACGGCUUCUUUAUAGAUGGUAUGGCUAUCUGACUUCCGCCAAUGAAAUUUUAGCCGUUUAGGCUUCUCAAAAAACACACAUGAUACCCAUGCAAAAGGUUUCAGACCUUUAGCCCUUUAGCACAGAUACAGCUAAGCAACCUGAGUCAGAGUAAAAGCCCAUGUCCAGAAACUUUACCUGACAUAUCUGAGCAAAAGCUGCAUUACUCAAGGCUGUUUUGAGCAAAUACCUUGUGAGAGAAUUAAAGUGGGGUUGCAAUAUUCAUCUGCCACUAAACCGCUAAAUGGUUUCCUUUGAAAGUGGCUUUAAAACUAGAAGCGCAUUGAAAAGGUUACAUCUUAGUUUGCUGGUUGGCUGAGCAAUAUCUUAUGAAUGUAAACUCCAGUUGGCAUACUUAAUUAAGUGAUUAAGUUUAAGUCAACAGAUCUCAAAACAAUAAUACUUAAUAUUUUACUUGGAAGGUGCCUAAAAAGCAAUAUCUUUAUUCAUUUGACUAACGCAUGAACUCUUCUAAUGGAUUAAAACUGUAUUAUAGAUUAUAUUUUAUUAUUGUUCAUGUUGGCAAAGUCUCUCUCUCCCCCUCCAUCUCUAUCUCUAUCUCUAUGAUGAAAAUUGGCAUCCCAGAGCCCAAAAAUUGUGCUUAAAAGUUUCGAAAACUUUCGAAGUAAUAGAUGUAUUAUGUUGAAGACAUAUUAAUUGCAGUAGUAACUGUACAUGUCCUUUCCUCAUCCUCAAAUUGGCCUUUAGCAGUGUUGUAUACAUGUCGUCAACACCCUCUUCUUCUUCUACUCCUCCUCGUCGAUGGAAGUAUGAUGUUUUUCUUAGUUUCAGAGGAGAAGACACCCGCUUGAAUUUUGUGGACCAUCUGUAUGCUGCAUUAGGUCAGAAAGGAAUUGUCACCUUUAGAGAUGACAAAAGUCUUGAGAGAGGAAAAUCCAUUUCGUCAGAACUUCUUAAAGCAAUUGAGGAGUCAAAAUUUGCUCUUGUCAUUCUUUCACCAAACUAUGCUUCUUCUUCAUGGUGCUUAGACGAGCUUUUGAAGAUUAUUCAAUGCAGAGAAGAAAUGGGGCAACAAGUCAUGCCAGUGUUCUACCAAGUAGAUCCAUCUCAUGUGCGUAAGAACAAGGGAUAUUUUUUGCAGGCCUUUACAGAACACGAAGAAGUUCAUUGGGAGAACAGGGAUAAAGUAAGGAAGUGGAGGGCUGCUUUGACAGGCGUGGCCAAUCUUUCUGGGUGGGAUUUGAGGAACAUGCAUGAGGCAAAAGCUAUCAAGAGUAUUGUUAAAGAUAUACUAAAUAAAUCACAGUAUUCAUCUACAAGCGUUUACAAGGGCAUGGUAGGAAUGGAUGUCCGUGUUGAUGAUUUACUGAGAAAUCAUAUUCGUCCACAUUUUGAUGACGUGAGCAUGAUAGGGAUCCAUGGAAUGCGGGGAAUAGGAUGCCAGAAGCUCGGGGGACCGGAUAAAAGUGUGCGGGAGUUGGAUUUUUUGCCGGCAAAUGUUGCAAGUAUAACUCCUGUAACAGAAUUACCAUCAUCGGUCUUCAGCAUUUCAGAUCAUGUUAAAGAUUCAAGUUCUCAUGGAUAUGAAGUCAUUCAAGAAUCAUUGUUCGAGUUUUUGCCUUCUGGAUUGAUGCAAAUGGCGUAUGAAGAGCCAACGAGUUUCCGGUUGUCUUUAUCUGGUCUGGGUAAUUUAACAGAUCUGAACAUAAGUGACUGCAAUCUUGAUGACAGAGCAUUUGUCAACAACUUUGGCUGGUUGCCCUGUUUAGUGGCAUUAAAUCUGAGUGGAAAUGAUUUUAUUAAGCUUCCUCCAACCAUCAGAUGGCUUAAUAAGCUUGAGAACGUUAACUUGGAGAACUGCAAAAGACUUGAAGACUUGUCAAAUCUUCCAUCAAAUAGUAAGUUGGAUGUAAGAGCUGAUGGUUGCUCUUCAUUGAGAAUUUUGUUUGACAUAUCCAAUUACAACAGACUGGAGGAAUCAUAUUUCAGUUUCAUCAACUGCUUUAAGCUAAAUGAAGACCGAGGCCGCAGUAAUAUAGCAUUUGAAAUGCUGAAGAUAGUCCUUCAUCAGGCUAUCUCCACCACAAAGGAAACAUUUCAAAUUGUAUUUCCUGGAAGUGAAAUUCCUCGGUGGUUCAAACAUCAAAGCCGUAAGGAUUCAUUGGGUGUAUGCAUACUACCUCCACGUCCAUAUUCCAGUAGGUUUAUGGGAUUUGCCUUGUGUGCUGUUUUUGUACUCAAUGAUGAGCGCCAUCAGGUUGAUGAACUUGAGAUCCAUCACUUCAAGACUUUUAAAGCUACGCAUAAUCUAGUCUGUUACCUGAAACUCAAUGGAAAAGAAUUAGAAGUAUGUGGCAGGCAGCCGGCCUUUCGGUUUAGUGAAGAAUUUUGCCAGGUUGAGUCUGAUCACCGUUGGGUAUUCUAUGUAUCCUCGGAUAAAUACUUUGGUAUUGAAGAGCAUGACAGAUGCUCUCAGAUUGAACUGUUAUUUGAAGCCAGAGGGCCAGGUUUGAAGGUGAAGGUGUGCGGGCUCCGUUUGAUAUUUGAACAAGAUGUGCACGAGUUGAUGAAGGGAUGUAGACACACACAAGCUUACGGACGGCACGGAUACGUACGGAGAUAUGAAUGUGAUUGUUGGGUGGAUGGCUAUUUAUAUUCUAUAUAGCUUAGAAUUGUACUCUCCACUGAAUCACUGAUAGUAUAAUUAUGGUGCUUGAAAUGAUAGGGAAAUGAAUUGUAUUCAGAAAAUUCAGAAUGAUUUCCUGUCCAUCUUUUUGUUUAUUACUUGAUUUUUGAGAUUUGAAUAAAAGUUGCUGUGUGUCCGGAACAGGACUUUUUGUUCACCGACCUCUACCCAGAAACGACCAUGUCAUGAUGCUGUGAGUUGGUAACAAGACGCUGUCGUUUGCUUUUCUUUACAUUUCAUAUGAUAGAAGUGUUUCAGUCUCAACUGUGCUAGUUGCAAGGCAAUGCUGAGAACAUGUUGUAUUUGGUUUGAAAGACCAGAAUAGCUAUAGCCUUCCGUUCAGAUAUCUCAGACUACAGAAA